UUUCUUCCUUCCAACUUGUAAAACCUCGGCCACCCAUCAGUAAUCAGCCCACAGCACCACACCAAUUUCUUUCUUCCAUAGCACACAGCACUACAGUAGCUCACAUUAAUUCACCCAACUCAUCUAAGCAUCUAGCCAUUGUUUUGGAUCCUUUUAUAAUUCCAACCAUUUUAGGGAGAAAAAAAGUGUAAAGAACAAAUUUUUAUUUUUUUGAGUUUGCUAUGGCAGGAAAUGGAUUAUUUGCUGAUAUAAUUGAUGGAGAAGUGUUUAAGUAUUAUGCUGAUGGUGAAUGGAAGAUUUCAUCUUCUGGUAAAUCAGUUUCUAUUAUUAACCCUACUACUAGGAAGACCCAAUAUAAAGUUCAAGCAUGCACACAAGAAGAGGUAAAUAAAGUGAUGGAAGCAUCAAAAGUGGCACAGAAGUUAUGGGCAAAGACACCACUUUGGAAGAGAGCAGAGUUACUGCACAAAGCAGCUGCCAUUUUGAAAGAACAUAAACUCCCCAUUGCUGAAUGCUUGGUUAAAGAGAUUGCCAAGCCUGCUAAGGAUGCUGUCACUGAAGUUGUCAGGUCUGGAGAUUUGGUGUCUUAUUGCGCCGAAGAAGGGGUGAGAAUUCUAGGUGAAGGGAAGUUCCUGGUUUCUGACAGUUUCCCCGGAAAUGAGAGGACCAAGUAUUGUUUAACAUCCAAGAUUCCUCUGGGGGUUGUUUUAGCGAUCCCACCCUUUAACUAUCCCGUCAACCUUGCUGUCUCAAAGAUUGCGCCUGCACUUAUUGCUGGAAACUCCCUUGUGCUAAAGCCUCCAACACAGGGUGCUGUGUCUGCACUCCACAUGAUUCAUUGCUUCCAUUUGGCUGGUUUUCCCAAAGGACUUAUUAGCUGUAUCACUGGCAAGGGCUCUGAAAUUGGUGAUUUCCUAACAUUGCACCCAGGGGUAAAUUGCAUAAGCUUCACUGGAGGAGACACUGGAAUUGCGAUCUCAAAGAAGGCUGGAAUGAUCCCUCUUCAGAUGGAACUCGGUGGAAAAGAUGCUUGCAUUGUUCUUGAAGAUGCUGAUUUGGAUCUUGUCGCUGCGAAUAUUGUGAAAGGAGGUUUUUCUUACAGUGGCCAAAGAUGCACAGCUGUUAAAGUCGUGCUAGUAAUGGAAUCAGUAGCUGAUACUCUUGUUGAGAAAGUCAAAACUAAAGUUGCUAAACUCACUGUUGGCCCUCCUGAAGAAGACUGUGAUAUAACUCCAGUCGUCACAGAGUCAUCUGCAAACUUUAUUGAAGGAUUAGUCAAGGAUGCUAAGGAGAAGGGAGCAACUUUUUGCCAAGAGUAUAAAAGGGAAGGCAAUCUCAUUUGGCCGUUGUUGUUGGAUAAUGUUCAACCUGACAUGAGGAUUGCAUGGGAGGAGCCUUUCGGGCCUGUUUUGCCAGUUAUUAGAAUUAAUUCUGUUGAAGAAGGGAUCCACCAUUGUAAUGCUAGCAACUUUGGACUCCAGGGAUGUGUUUUUACAAAAGACAUAAACAAGGCAAUUUUGAUCAGUGAUGCAAUGGAGACAGGAACAGUCCAGAUCAAUUCCGCACCUGCUCGUGGACCAGAUCACUUCCCCUUCCAGGGAAUAAAGGACAGUGGAAUUGGAUCCCAGGGAAUAACCAACAGUAUUAAUAUGAUGACGAAAACUAAAAGUACGGUAAUCAAUUUGCCUACAGCAACCUACACAAUGGGUUGAUGUGCCCAAACUGCGUGAACAUUAUGUAAUGAAUAAAUCAUAUCCCAGUCUCCUAGAUCCUUAAUUCGCAGCUGUGUAUUAGGCUUCUACAACCAUUAGCAGUGAGUUCAGCUUUGGAGUUUGAAUGUCAAAUGGUGUAAUAUGUUACUCCUUGUUCUUUUAGUAGGCCAAUAAAGGUAACAUCCCUAAGAAAUUUAAAUCCAUGUUUCUUUUUGAGCUCAA
Messenger RNA from Beta vulgaris subsp. vulgaris (sugar beet), 1934 nucleotides. Its product is annotated as NADP-dependent glyceraldehyde-3-phosphate dehydrogenase. Gene Ontology annotation, molecular function: lactaldehyde dehydrogenase (NAD+) activity. The transcript has 9 exons. The record is from RefSeq and is a predicted model, not a curated record. Bases 222 to 1712 code for a protein of 496 amino acids. NCBI's taxonomy places the organism in Eukaryota, Viridiplantae, Streptophyta, Magnoliopsida, Caryophyllales, Amaranthaceae.